This is a messenger RNA of Cucumis sativus (cucumber), 1396 nucleotides long. RefSeq names its product zinc-finger homeodomain protein 9. Gene Ontology annotation, molecular function: DNA-binding transcription factor activity; transcription cis-regulatory region binding. NCBI's taxonomy places the organism in Eukaryota, Viridiplantae, Streptophyta, Magnoliopsida, Cucurbitales, Cucurbitaceae. The coding region runs from base 277 to 1173 and encodes 298 amino acids. The record is from RefSeq and is a predicted model, not a curated record. Gene Ontology annotation, cellular component: nucleus. Gene Ontology annotation, biological process: regulation of DNA-templated transcription; regulation of developmental process. The transcript has a single exon.
UCUGUCUCUCCUUUUUCUGGUUUCUCUAUUUUCAAACCCAUCUCUUCUCUAAUUUUCCUUUUUCCUACCAAUUUUCUCCGCAAACAAACACAAUUUCACUUCCGCUUUUCAACUUAUACCAAUUUUAAUCUUUGUUUUCAUUUCUUUUUUGUAAAGCGUUUUUAGUGAGACUCUUUUAAGACUGUGUUUUUCUCUGUUUUUGGUUGUGUUUUUUUUUUAUUCUUUUUUUUUUUUUUUUUUUAGCUUUUUUUUUUGGUUACCCUAAAUGUUUGAGCUAUGGACCUGACUCCUGCAAUUUCCACCGCCGCCGCCACCAUUUCCACCGGUGGAGGAGCUGUGAAAUCCCCUGAAUUAGAAUCCGAAACACCCAUCAAAAUCCAACCCACCACCAAAUCUCACCCCUUCACCAACGGCGUCCUCAAGCGCCACCACCACACAGCGCCGCCCCCUCCUCAGGUGGUUUACAAAGAAUGCCUCAAAAAUCACGCCGCCAGUUUAGGCGGCCACGCUCUAGACGGCUGUGGUGAGUUCAUGCCAUCCCCAACCGCCACCGCCACGGAUCCCACCUCCCUCAAAUGCGCCGCUUGCGGCUGCCAUCGAAAUUUCCACCGCCGUGAACCGGAUGACCCAAUCGCUACUCCAACGACAACCCAUGUCAUUGAGUACCAACCCCAUCACCGUCACCACCCGCCGCCUCCGUCUACGGCGGCGGCGGCCCAUCGGAGUCCGAGUUCCGCAUCUCCUCCUCCGAUCUCCUCAUCGUACUACCCUUCCGCACCCCACAUGCUUCUAGCCCUCUCCGGUGUGCUGCCGGAGAACGCUGGGGGCGGCGGUGGAUUCCACCACACGAUUCUGACUCCGAGUCCUAAUUCGAGAAAGCGAUUCAGAACGAAAUUCACUCAAAAUCAGAAGGAGAGAAUGUACGAAUUUGCGGAGAAAGUAGGAUGGAAGAUUCAGAAGCGAGACGAGGAUAUGAUUCAAGAAUUCUGCAGCGACGUCGGAGUUGACAGAGGGGUUCUCAAAGUUUGGAUGCAUAACAACAAAAACACCCUCGGGAAAAAAGACGGCGGCCGGAAUAUGAACGGCAGCGGUGGCGAAGGAGACGGCGACGAGAAAAUUAACGGCGGUGGCGAACCACACGCCACAACAAAUGGGUCGUCUUCAUCAUCUUGAUCUGAAUAAAUUGUUCGAUGCGAUGUUAGAGAGAAAAUCAGAGAUAGAAGAGUAAGCUCUUUUUUUUAAUUAUUAUUUUUAUUUUUAUUUUUAUUUUUUUUGCUCCUCUUCUUUAAAUUUUAAGUUCAUUUUCUAAUUACAUUUCAAUAUCUAAAUUUCCCACUCCAAAAUAUUUUCUAAUUUUGUCUUUAAUUAAAUUAACGAGAAGAACACCUUGAUAAUA